Messenger RNA from Mucor mucedo, 2331 nucleotides. Its product is annotated as OPT family small oligopeptide transporter. Gene Ontology annotation, biological process: transmembrane transport. Bases 14 to 2263 code for a protein of 749 amino acids. The record is from RefSeq and is a predicted model, not a curated record. Gene Ontology annotation, molecular function: oligopeptide transmembrane transporter activity. Lineage: Eukaryota; Fungi; Mucoromycota; Mucoromycetes; Mucorales; Mucoraceae. The transcript has 6 exons.
AAAACAUAAAGCUAUGCAUGAAAAGUCAGAAAAGCAUGAUUUUGUACGAGACGAUGAUGUGUUUGAGACCGUCUUUGAUAGCUCUUUAGAAAAGCAUCAUGUUGAACAUCUGGACAAAACUUACGAGGAAGAAGAUAUCGAUAUUCAGGUUGUAAAUGAAUUAGCUACAGUGCAAGAUGAUACUUCCUUACCAUGCUAUACUGUUCGCGUCUUUGUUACUGGUAUUGCGUUAGCAUGUCUAAGUUCAUCCGUAUACCAACUGAUGGUAUUUAAGCCUGUUGGAUUGCCAUUGACCAAUACUUUUAUGCUGAUGAUUGCCUAUGUAGUUUGCAAUGCUUGGGCACGGUACAUGCCUACAGGCGGAUGGCUCAAUCCGGGUCCCUUUAAUGUGAAGGAACAUACCUGUAUCUAUGUGAUUGUAUCAGCAGCCAACACAUCUGCGUAUGCUACGCAUAUUCUAGCAGUGCAAAAUCUUUAUUAUAGUAAUGCCCCUGGGCCAGCUGGCUCGAUUUUUUUGCUUUUGGCCACACAAAUGGUAGGUUACGGCAUUGCUGGUCAACUCCGAAACUUUCUUGUGUAUCCUGCCAACAUGAUUUGGCCAACUUCUUUACCCACUGUUUCUCUACUACGAACUCUCAACGGUAGUCAAGAAGAAUCAAGAUGGCGUGCCAAAUUCUUCUUUAUGGUAUUUAGUGCUGUUUUUAUUUACGAGUUCAUUCCGCAAUACAUGAUGCCUAUCUUGGGUGGUGUAUCAAUUAUUUGCUUGGCAAAGAAUGACUCUGUUUGGGUCCAGCGUUUGUUUGGUGGUUUAGCUGUAAAUGAAGGCAUGGGCAUGUUUCAAUUGAGCUUUGAUUGGAAUUAUUUGUCUAAUCUAAGCCCGUUAGUUUUACCUCUCUGGGUACAGCUAAAUAUAUAUUUCGGUAUAUUGGUACUAUGGGUUUUGGCACCCUUGGUUUAUUACUAUGAUGUUUGGAACGCACAAAGUUUUCCGUUCUUAUCAAAUUCUAUCUUUCAAUUACUGCCAAACGGUACAUCUGUUAUCUAUCCCCAACAUAAAGUACUGAAUGCCGAUAAUUCACUAAACGAAACCGCAUUGACUGAAAUUGGUCGUCCUCAUUUUUCGAGUAUAUUUGCCAUACAAUAUAUCUUUAUUAAUUUUGCUGUCACUGCUUCAAUCACACAUAUUGCUUUAUUUCACGGGAAGGAAAUUUGUGCCAGUUUCAAAGCCAUUAUCAAGGACAUGCGUAGAAAAGAAGGUGAAUUAGCAGAGGAGCAUACGGAUCCACAUAUGCGCAUGAUGUCCUUUUAUAAAGAAGUACCCACAUGGUGGUAUUAUAUUGUGUAUUUUGGUGGCAUGGGACUCAACAUUGCAAUAGCGUAUAUUAACCACAGCCAACUUCCAUGGUGGGGUGUGAUCAUGGCCAUUGUUAUGUCAACUAUUUUAUCUUUGCCUCUCAAUAUGAUUACUGCAUUAACAGGAACUGGGUUCGGGUUAAAUGUGUUUGCUGAAAUGAUUUGUGGUUUUGUACUCCCUGGAUUACCAGUGGCAAAUAUGUACUUUAAAACGUUAGGCUAUAAUACAUUGAGUCAAGCUGGCACCAUGGCGAGUGAUUUGAAAAUCGGGCAUUAUUUAAAAGUACCCCCUCGUGCUAUAUUUAUUAAUCAAAUGUUGGGUACUUUGGUCGGAUGUAUUUUCAAUUAUAUUGUGAAUCACAGCGUAGUGAAUUCUCAACGAGAAAUUUUAUUAGAUCCCGUAGGCAGUAAUAUUUGGAACGGUGCAUCACCACAAACCAUCAAUUCUGCUGCAAUUACUUGGGGAGCAAUUGGACCAAUGAACAUGUUUGGCCCAGGCACAGAUUAUUACAUUAUUCUUUGGGCUUUCUUAAUUGGAUUUAUUUUACCUGUGCCUUUCUGGUAUCUCAGUCGACGCUUUCCAGUUGUAGGAUACAAAUAUGUAAAUACGCCCAUGAUUCUCAUUGGCAUGACCAUUGUGCCUGGCUCUGCUAGUAGUUGGAUCACAGUGUCAUUUAUCAUUGUUCUUAUUUCACAAUUCUAUAUCAAAAGACGUCAUACAGCCUGGUUUGUCAAGUACAAUUAUUUAAUCUCUACAGCACUGGAUUCUGGAACAUCUCUCAUGGUUUUUAUUAUUGCCAUGUCACUUUACGGAGGAGCUAGUGGUGUAUCUUAUCCGUUCCCAUCGUGGUGGGGUAAUCGAACAGAUCUUAAAUACAUUGACCAAUGCUGUGCCAACUGUGCCUCGUAAAACUAAUUAUCUAUGAAACCAAUUGGCUUCUUUUAAACAAUGUGCUUAAAAUAAAUGCUUAUUUCUCA